UGUGGUGUACAGCUGCAGAGAUGCGCGACACAGAAAAACAAGGGAAAUGAGGGAAAUGGAGGGAGAUGACAGGAGAGGACGGUAACCACUGAACACACACCAUCUGAGAAUGUUUCCACACACCGAGGAGCACCGUCGUCGUUGCGCACUUCGGACAUAAAAACGCGGACAGGGCUCGGAUCAUACAUUGAUCCGAAUACAGGGGACGGGAGGGGUCGAUCAUGGGGAACGAAGCGAGCCUGGAAGGAGGCGAAGGGCCUCUGUCGGGGCUGCCGGAGGGGCUGGCACCUGACGGGAAGGGAGGCUUCGUCCGGGUCCCCGAAGGGACUCCGGUCAACCUGGGCGACCUGAGCGAAGAGCAGAGGAGGCAGCUGGCCGCCGCGAUGUCAAGGGCGCAGGGCAGGCAGCCUGGAGGCGCAGCACGAAGACCGUCAGAAUCUGAUACCCAGCGUUCCCAGCAGGUAGGGGCCUCCAGGGGCCCUACAGGUCUCAGUAAGAGUCGCACUGUAGACGCCUUCAACCAGGGUCCACCGGGAAAGCCCGCUCCGGGCCGCAGCCCCUCGUCCCUCAGCCUUUUCGAAAACAGAUUCCGGCAGGAGCCAAAAGACCCAGAGAGCAAGUCCUCCGGCAUGUUUGGCUCCAGCUUCCUGAGCGGGGCCAACCCCCUCAGUGCCAUGACCUCCUCCGUCUCCUCCUCCAUGUCCUCCAUUGGCGACACCGUCAAUAUGCCUAAGUUUGGACUGUUUGGGGAUGAGGCGGAGGGGGACGCAGCCGCAGCGCCUGAGUCUAAACAGGGAGGUAGGCCCCCUGGCAAGGGCCCUCAACAAGGGCCGGGGCAAAAGGGACCACAACAGGGAGGACCUCAGAAACAGGGUCAGGGUCCUCCUGGACAGGGGCCAAAGCCAGGUCAAGGACCACCUGGCCAGGGAUCUAAACCUGGCCAAGGUCCACCUGGGCAGGGACCCCUAGGUCAGGGGCCACCAGGCCAGGGACUAAAGCAAGGUCAGGGACCACCAGGCCAGGGACCUAAACCUGGCCAAGGUCCACCUGGGCAGGGACCCCUUGGGCAGGGUCCCAAGCAAGGUCCAGGGCCUCAAUCAAGCCAGGGUCCGCCUGGUCAAGGAACUAGGCAAGGCCAGGGACCACCCGGCCAGGGUCCUCCUGGCCAAGGACCCCCAGGACAAGGACAGAGACAAGGACAGGGACCACCAGGACAGGGGCCACAAUCAGGCCAAGGUCCUCCUGGUCAAGGUCCUCCAGGGCAGGGACCAAGGCCAGGACAGGGACCACCAGGCCAAGGGCCCAAAUCAGGCCAGGGUCCUCCUGGUCAAGGACCUCCUGGGCAGGCCCCAAGGCAAGUUCAGGGUCCGCCAGGCCAAGGGCCCCCUGGGCAACAAGCCCCAAAACCAGGUCAAGGACCACCAAGUCAAGGUGCCAAACAGGGGGCCCCUCCUCAGCAAGGACCUGGAAAGCAACGGCCCCCAGGUCCUGGGGCUCAACCUGGGGAGCCAGCUAAGAGCGGAGGGUCUCCUGGUCAGCAGGGGGCUGGAAAGUCUGGAGGGGGUCCCUGUCCUCUGUGUAAGACCACCCAGCUGAACAUGGGCUCUAAGGACCCCCCAAACUACAACAACUGCACUGAGUGUAAGAACCAGGUCUGCAGCCUCUGCGGCUUCAGCCCCCCCGACUCAGCGGGUAAAGAGUGGUUAUGUCUCAACUGCCAGAUGCAGCGAGCGAUGGGCGGUAUGGACCCCCCCGGCAUGACGAAGCCCAAACAAGGCUCGGCCCCGCCCUCGCCCCAGAGACAGGGGCCUGGCAAGCCUGGCAAGCUGCUGAUAAGGCAGCAGAGUGCCUCCGACCAAGGGUUAACACCUCCGACCACACCCAGACAGAAAUCCCCUACCUCUCCUGGGCCGCUUUCCCCGGGCUCCUCGUUGGGAGGGUCCCCAAAGAUCGACCCCAAGACGGGCCGUCCCAUUCAGACCAAGCCCAGUCCCCAGCAGUCUCCAGCUAAAGCCAAGCAGGAGUCCAGCUUCUUUGGGGGUUUUGGAGGUAUCAGUCUGGGAGGCUUAACAGAUACCAAACCUGCGGGUGCUUCGCAAGCUACCGAGUCUGUUACAGGGAAACUGUUUGGAGGGUUUGGCGGUUUGAUGGAUUCACCGAAGCCUCAAGCGCAGACUGCCCCAAAGCAGGAGGAGUCGGUGGCUGGGAAGUUGUUUGGAGGUUUUGGAGGGUUGACAGAAUCAGCUAAACCUCCCGCAGCUGCUUCUCAGAUGUUCAGUUUUGGUUCUUCACUCUUGAGUUCAGCCACCAUUAUCGUCUCUGGAGAGGAAGAGAAGAAGCCGGCAGUAUCUCCGCCUGAGUCGCCACCAGACUCCGGACCAGGUUCCCCUAUGGAUUCUGAGCCUGGUUCACCACCUGACUCCCCCUUCUCUGCUCCUGGGUCGCCUCCUGAUUCGGACUCUGCUCCUGACACUCCACCUGCUAAGUCCAAGAAACCCCUCAGAACCCUUUCUGUGGAGCAGGGGGAGAAGGGGCCAGCAGCUGAACCAGCACCUGCCCCUGAACCAGCACCUGCACCUGGCCCAACUACCAAGGAGAGCUGCCCUCUCUGUAAGACGGAGCUGAACGUCGGAUCAGCAGACGCCCCGAACUACAGCUUCUGCACCGAGUGCAAGAAGACAGUUUGCAACCUUUGUGGAUUUAAUCCUACUCCCCAUUUAGGAGAGGUAAGAACAUCAUUUUUCUUAAGCUUCCUGUGCACUCUGCACCUACCA
This is a messenger RNA of Notothenia coriiceps (black rockcod), 2774 nucleotides long. Its product is annotated as basic proline-rich protein-like. Gene Ontology annotation, cellular component: cytoskeleton of presynaptic active zone; glutamatergic synapse; axon. Gene Ontology annotation, biological process: presynaptic active zone assembly; protein localization to synapse. The transcript is spliced from 3 exons. The record is from RefSeq and is a predicted model, not a curated record. Gene Ontology annotation, molecular function: metal ion binding; structural constituent of presynaptic active zone. NCBI's taxonomy places the organism in Eukaryota, Metazoa, Chordata, Actinopteri, Perciformes, Nototheniidae. The annotation marks the transcript as partial.